AGCCAGCACGCCAGCUUGAGAUAUUUUAAGUUGUUUGUAAGCUGGGAAACAACGAAGAGCUAAUUGUCUGACUCUGGAGCAAUUUUUUUCGUACUUUACAUGUAGAAUCAAGUCAUGAAGAUUUUGAAAGCUCUGAAGACAAAUUUCGCUGUAUUUCUUGUCCUCUUUUGGUGUGCUGGUAUAGCGUUAGUUGGUGUGGCAAUAUGGACGUUGGUGGAUAAAUUUGAGUAUCAACAUCUAUUGGGUAGUGACAACUAUAUUAUUAUUGUGUCAUUAAUGAUUCUAGCUGGUAUUGUUGUCAUUGCUAUCGGUUUCUUGGGAUGCUGUGGAAGUGUAAAAGACAACAGAUUUAUGCUGAUUGCAUUCUUUGUGAUGGUGGUUUCGGUGUUUCUAAUCGAGCUAUCUGCUGGCAUUGUGGCAUUUGCAUAUCGUGGAGAGCUGGAAGAUGAACUGGAAGAAAGUUUCCUUAGUGCAAUGAACAAGUACACAAUUGACAGUGAUGAAAAGAAAGCGAUCGAUAAAGCCCAAGAGAAGUUUUGGUGCUGUGGUGCUGUCCAAUAUUAUCAAUGGAAUCAAACUGUUUGGUUUAAUAUUGAAUCAAACAACAUUAACACAACUCGUGAGGAAGGAAAAUUGAGAGUUCCCGAUAGUUGUUGUAAACCUCCUAUAAAAAUUGGUUGUGGUUACGUCACUCACCCAUCAAAUAUUAACUAUAAGGGUUGCAUUGAAAAACUGUCAGACAUUAUUGAAGAUCAUUUAUUGAUACUUGGUAUAGUUGGACUCGGUGCUUCCAUAUUACAGGUAAUUGGGUUGGUAGUGACGGCGUUGCUGAUACAUUUGGUGGAGGAAUAUUAACUCUUAAGAUUUCAAUACAACGUGAAUUUCUAUAUAUCAUUUUUUGUACAUUUCAAAGAUAUUUCCAUAGCAGGUUUUUAUUGUAUAGAACAAGAUAACAACAAUAUCAAGUUUGGAUGUGAGAAAAUUUCAGUAAUACUAUGUACGCUAUUUUUCUAUACAAUUAUCAGAUGUAACUACUUUUGAAUUGUCAGUAACUUUGCAUUUUAUUCGUGACAAACGAGGUCGCCCUUCGUCUCGUUGUUACAAAUGCGCAUGAUCAGUAGAUAUGGAAAUUUUAUUAGCUUCAAUAUUGAAACUGGCGUACAACCAGUUUUGGUCAAAGUGUUUUGUGAAUUAUUUUCAAAAAAAGAUCGUUUUUAGUGAAAAGUGAAAUGUCUCGAAGAAACGUUCAGAUAUUGUUACGAGAUUCUUGUCAGUCGUAUAUCAAGUAUCUUUUUAUUUAAAAGAAAUCAAUGUUUUUAUAAAUCAAUAAUUUUACCUCUUUUUCAUUGUAA
Messenger RNA from Xenia sp. Carnegie-2017, 1352 nucleotides. Its product is annotated as CD151 antigen-like. Gene Ontology annotation, cellular component: membrane. The record is from RefSeq and is a predicted model, not a curated record. Lineage: Eukaryota; Metazoa; Cnidaria; Anthozoa; Malacalcyonacea; Xeniidae. The coding region runs from base 115 to 855 and encodes 246 amino acids. The transcript has 7 exons.